AUGGCAUCAGGUGGAGGGAACGCAGGAGGAGGAGGAGGAGUGGAGUGGCACGUGCGGCCUCCGAACCCUAAGAACCCAGUCGUCUUCUUCGACAUUACCAUCGGUACCAUUCCCGCUGGUCGUAUCAAGAUGGAGCUUUUCGCUGAUAUUGCCCCUAAAACCGCCGAAAAUUUCAGGCAUCGCCACUCUCGCAGUUCUGCACUGGCGAGUACAGGAUUGCCAGUUGGGUACAAGGGGUGCCAGUUCCACAGGGGUCCAUUAAGGGAUUUUAUGAUUCAAGCUGGUGAUUUUCUCAAGGGUGAUGGUAGUGGAUGUGCUUCCAUUUAUGGACAUCAGUUUGAUGAUGAGACUUUUGACGCCAAACACACUGGUCCUGGCCUUUUGUCAAUGGCAAAUAGUGGACCAAAUACCAAUGGGUGCCAGUUCUUUAUCACUUGCUCGAAAUGUGACUGGCUUGACAAUAAGCAUGUUGUGUUCGGGAGAGUACUUGGAGAUGGCCUUUUGGUAGUUAGGAAGAUUGAGAAUGUGGCUACAGGACCCAACAAUCGCCCCAAACUAGCUUGUGUAAUUGCUGAAUGGGCACAAUGCUUUUUAGAACAAAUAUUAGAUCAUUACGUAACACCAAAUCAGACACUUGAGCAACAGUACAAAGAAAGGAUAGAAAAAAACAAGGUCGGAGAUGAUGUCCAAGGCAAUUCGAAAGAGCUUAACAGCACCAACUGCGCAAUGAUCGGCAACGACGGAUUGCCGUUCUUGUCGGGGUGA
Molecule: messenger RNA, 765 nt
Organism: Prunus armeniaca (apricot)
Lineage: Eukaryota; Viridiplantae; Streptophyta; Magnoliopsida; Rosales; Rosaceae
Source: the annotation of a GenBank genome assembly